GACGAUGCUACCUACCUCCGAUGACUUCCCUAAUCCCUGCAUCAUAGUAGAAGGAGAGAGCCACAGCCAAGAGCCAAAGAAAGAGAGGGGAAACGGAAGCCACCAGAUCCCAUGGCUGCGGCGGUGCUGGAGAGCGCGUCAACUGGGGUGAUGAACUCGGUCAUGGAGAAGCUGGCUGCUCUAAUGGGGGAGCAGUACGAGCAGCACAAGGCCGUCCGGAGGGACGUGGCCUUCCUCAUGGACGAGCUCGGCAGCAUGAACGCGGUCCUCAAGAAGCUCGCCGGCAUGGAGGAGCUCGACCCGCAGACGAUGGAGUGGAGGAACCAAGUGAUGGCCACGGCGUUCGACGUCGAGGACUCCAUCGACGACUUCACGCACCAGGUCGGUGACGGUGUCGGCGCCGGCGAUGCUGGCUUCGUCGCCAAGAUCCGCCAGUACGUCAACGACCUGAGGGUGCGCCACCGUUUCAACAAGCAGAUCCAGGAGCUCAAGAGUCGGGUGAUCGAGGUGAGCGAGCGCCGGAAGAGGUACAAGGUAGACGAUGGAGGCUCCCCUACCUCCAGCUGCGUAGCGAUCGACCCUCGGAUGGCCGCGCUGUAUGCGGAGGCAGCCAACCUUGUCGGCAUCGAUGCUCCGAUGGAUGAAAUCAUCAGGUUGCUGAACGAUGGUGGCGAUGCACCGGGAUGGCGGUGCCUGAGAGUGGUGGCCAUUGUUGGGUUCGGAGGCCUUGGCAAAACAACAGUUGCAAAUGAGGUGUACCGUAGGCUUGGCGGGCAGUACAGCUUCAAGGCUUUCGUAUCAGUGUCCCAAAGGCCCGAUCUGGUGAAGCUUCUUAGUAGGAUCGUCGACAAGGUUGGGAUGCCACAGCUGAAUCAUACCAACGAAGUGGAGGAUCUCAUUGAGAACGUCAGGGAGUUCCUAAAGGACAAAAGAUACCUUUUCGUGAUUGAUGAUAUAUGGGAUGCAUCAGUAUGGGAAAUUCUUCGAUGUGCAUUUCCGGAUAAUGAAGAAGGGAGCAAAGUAAUCACAACCACACGAAUUGAGACAGUGGCUAAGGCAUGUUGCACCUAUCGACGUGAGUUCAUUUACAGGAUGGAACCACUUGACGAUCAAAACUCAGCAAGAUUAUUUUAUAGUAGAGUCGGAUAUGUUUGUGCCCAGCCACUUAUAGAGAUUGCAAAUGAAAUUUUACAAAAAUGUGGUGGUCUCCCACUAGCCAUUAUAAGCAUUGCCAGCUUAUUGGCUAGUCUGCCAGCCAGAUCAAGGGAGCAAUGGAAGUUUGUGUGCGGUUCCCUGAGCUCAAAUUUGAGAACAAAUCCAACUUUAGAGGGGAUGAGACAAGUACUGAAACUCAGCUACAACAAUCUUCCUCCCCAUCUUAAAACAUGCUUGUUAUAUAUUGGUGUGUAUCCAGAGGAUCACUCCAUUGAAAAGGAAGAUCUGGUGAGGCUAUGGGUUGCUGAAGGUUUUGUCAGUAAAUUGCAUGAUCAAGAUGCAGAGGAAGUCGCUGGAAGUUAUUUCAAUGAACUAAUCAACAGGAGCAUGAUUGAACCUACAUACAUCGAUCACAACGGUGAGGUGUGGAGAUGCAAAGUACAUGACAUGAUGCUUGAUCUGAUCAGAAUGAAGUCAGAAGAAGAGAGCUUCUUGAGGGUGGUGGACAGUGUACAUGACAUAAGCACAUCACUGCAGACCAGGGCUCGUAGGCUUUCCCUUCACUUGGAUUUUACAGCAGAUCAAGAGACAAAAGCCGCAGCAAGCUUAAGCGUGUCACAUAUACGAUCGUUUGUUCUGUUUGGCAACACCUAUUUCAUACCUCCUCUUUCUGAAUUCAAGUACAUCAGAGUCCUGAAUCUGAAAAACCGGAGCGGUGAUGGGGACGAUACUAUUGAUCUGACGCCAAUCGCCAGACUAUAUCAGCUAAGGUAUCUUAAUGUUAGAAGGGAAGCACGGCUACCAGCCCAAAUUAGGACCCUGAAACGUUUGGAGACACUGGACCUGUAUAAGCUUGACGGUGAUGUGCCGUCAGAUAUCGUUCAUUUGCGUUGCUUGGUGCACCUGCUUAUUCCUGACGGUAAAAGGCUGCCUGAUGGAAUCUGCGCAAUGAAGUCCCUGCAUACUCUACGGCACUUCGAUUUGGCCAUGAACUCGGUGGAUAAUUAUAAGGGCCUUGGCGAGCUAACCAACCUUAGGGAUCUGAGGAUCUCAUGCACUGGCAGAGUCCCUCAGCAGGGAAUCAGGGACACCUUGUGGUCUUCUAUAGGCAAGCUUAUCAGCUGCAAAAUGAGGGCUCUGAUUUUUCCUCCCUAUCCUCUCGACCUGCCUCCUCCGGUUACUGAAUCAGAUGGUCUGACCAUUUCUCAAGCUGAGGGAGAUCUUGAGAUACUCGAGCUUUCCUCGACCAUGUUUUCCCAGGUUCCAAGCUGGAUUGACCAACACCAUAAGCUCUCCAAGUUGGCACUUUCAGUUAACAUGCUGAAGCAGGAUGGCGUCGAUUUGCUCGCUCAGCUGCCUAACCUCUACCACCUGGAGUUGAACAUCCGGAAAUCCCUGAAAGAAAGAAUCCUGCUCCGCGGCGGCUCUGUGGCAUUCCCAGUUCUCAGGUACCUGCAGCUCUCUUGCUUCGGGCCGUGGCUCCGCUUCGAGGCGGGGUCCAUGCCCAACCUCCGAGCGCUCAAGCUCAACCAACAUGGCCGCGGACUAGAGCGCUACGGCCCCUCCAUGCUCGAAGGCAUGGCGCACCUGCCGAGACUCAAGCAGGUCCAUGUCGUGAUCGCCAAUGGUUUCGGUAACGGCGCUGCAAGGCCGGGUGUCACGGCUGCCGAUGCCGAGGCUGCUUACAGGAAUGCCCUCAGCAUGCACCCAGGGCAUCAGAGCAUCGAGAUCAACGUUAUCCUUUUCUGUCUAGUGUUGACGCCCCCUGCUUUCCUCUACGAUUCUGACGACGGGCAGUAACUGAGGGUACUGUAGGAUGUAAUCGGAUCGGACGGAUAUUACUGAUAUCGUAUUUAUUUUUAUAUUUGUGUUCGAAUACAGAGUCGGAUACGGAUACUGUUAGUUUUUGCCGGAUAAAAUUAUAAUGGAUAUCAACAUCAUAAAAAUGUAACUUUUGAGCAUUUGGGUACGGAUCGCUUAUGGAUA
Messenger RNA from Panicum virgatum (switchgrass), 3141 nucleotides. RefSeq names its product disease resistance protein RGA5-like. Gene Ontology annotation, biological process: defense response to other organism. Gene Ontology annotation, molecular function: ADP binding. The record is from RefSeq and is a predicted model, not a curated record. Bases 112 to 2955 code for a protein of 947 amino acids. NCBI's taxonomy places the organism in Eukaryota, Viridiplantae, Streptophyta, Magnoliopsida, Poales, Poaceae. The transcript is spliced from 2 exons.